Molecule: messenger RNA, 3449 nt
Organism: Camelina sativa (false flax)
Lineage: Eukaryota; Viridiplantae; Streptophyta; Magnoliopsida; Brassicales; Brassicaceae
Source: RefSeq, a predicted model, not a curated record
GUUGUAUUCAUCAGAUCUGUGUGGAGCUUUAGAAGACACAGAGAGAGAGAGAAAGGUCUUCUUCUUCUUCUUCUUCUUCCUCCAACGUAAAAGGAAAAAAAAACAGAAAACAAACCAGAAUCCAAUUAUAUAUAUAUAUAUAUAUAUGUCUUCUUCUUCCUUCCGAUAUAUAUUACAUCUGGAUCAGGAAUUUCGUCAAACACGUCGUGAGCAUCUUCCAGCUAACCGAUCCUUGCGUAGAAUCUGAAAAAGGAAACUGGAAAAUAAAGCGUAGCUGAGAUAUAUAUAUAUAUAUUCAUUUGAGCAUCUCUGUGUGUGUUCUACCUGUCGUCACAAAGAAACGUUGCCGGAGAAGCUCCCGUUUUUGUGAUUUCGUAAAAUCUGUAAGUUUCUUAGACACAGAUCUUUGCAUUUGAUGAUCCCUUCCAACAGAUCAGGUCCGCCAUGUUGGAUGCAUAUAUAGAAACGUUAAUAGGAAGACAUAAUUCGAAUCAUACCGGAAGACAAUUUUGGGGGAAGCAGUUCUAUUGUGUAGGCUGUGAGAUGGAAACAAAAGGCUUAAAUUAGCCGUAACAGUUUUUUUUUUUUUUUUAAAGUUACAAAUUUGGGUGGAUCGGAAUUUUUCGCCGACGAAUUCUUCUUCUAGGUUUUGGAUCGGAGUCUUAAUGGCAUCGUCAUGCUCCACUUGAUCGCUUUGUUCUAUAGAACUACUUCCUUUGGCAUUAUUUGAUCCUCGCGCGGUGUGAUUUUUUUUAUCUCGUUUUGGAUUGAUGGCUUCGGCUUCUCAGUUCCUGCUGGAGGAUCAAACGGAUGAGGAUUUCUUCGACAAGCUUGUUGAUGAUGCCUUUUCUCCCACCCAAGCUCAGGCUUCAUCCUCUGCCUCAGAGCUGAAAUUCGACUACGGAAGUGACUCCGAUGACACCAGAGCUUUUUCUAAUCUCUCCAUUGCCAAAGAUCCUGUGGCUGAUGGAGUUGACACAUUGAAUGAGGGCGCAAGUAGUUCCCUGGGAAUAGACGACGAUCCUUCCUCCACUGCCCUGGAACCUGUUCAAUUUGUCAACAGUGAUGCAAGAGAUGAUGAAAUGAGAUCAGAGGUAGCUGAGAUUCCACUAUCUGAUUCAGCAAAAGAAAGCAAGCUAGUUAAUGAGCCCGGGAUUCCUGGGGUUAAGGAGCUUGAUUGGGGUUCGUUUGAUGCCGAUUUAUCUGUUAAUGACGGUCGUGGUUUUGGUUCAUACUCUGAUUUCUUCACUGAGUUGGAUGCAACUGCAGGAAGUUUACAGGGAAAGGCACAAGUUGCUGUGGCCACCGGGGGAAACUUGGUAUUUAAUGAUACAAUGAACACAAGAGAUGGUUUAGAUAAUUCCCCAGGUUCUGACCAACAUCAGGGUCAAGUGCAUCACGAUUCUGCAAGUGGGCAGUACGUGGAUAAUAGUCAAUCUUGGGAAAAUCUCUAUCCUGGAUGGAAAUAUGAUGAAAGUACUGGCCAAUGGUAUCAAGUUGAUGGUCAUGAUGCAAGCAUGAAUUCACAGGAGGGCUAUGAAAUCUCAACAACGAGUAACUGGGAUAACAUUUCUGCUAAUAACUUGGAUGUUGCUUAUCAGAGACAGAGUACAACUUCCGCAGUGGCUGGCACAGUUGAGAAUGUGUCUACUUGGAACCAGGUUUCACAAGUGAACAAUGGGUAUCCGGAACACAUGGUCUUUGACUCCCAAUAUCCGGGAUGGUACUAUGACACAAUUGCUCAAGAAUGGCGCUCUCUGGACAGCUACAACCAGGCUUUUCAAACUACUGGUCAAGCUAAUGAUCAGCAUGUUCAGAAUGGCAAUUCUCUUGCAGCUAUGUACCAUAAUAGAGAGAGUAACGUACAUGAUGUUUACGAUAAAAAGCAGACACUCAGAACGCAAGAAUUUGAUAUCCAGAGCCAACAUGGAAAUUGGGAUCAAUCGUACUAUGCCAACAAUCAGCAGACUACAAACACUUGGCAAUCAGAAAAUGCAGGUAACGCCGAGGCGGCUGUAACUUCUGCAUCAUUAUCAAACUUCGGAGGGAACCAGCAAGUAAAUAAUUUGUACAGUACAGGAUCUGUGGCUGAACAGUUAAAGCCAAAUGAGAUUGGCGUUGAGAGCUUCAUCCCUCAGCAUACGAAUUUGGCUAGUGUCACGCAGAAUGGACCUAUGAGUUUCUCGAAUGAUUUCUAUAGUAGACAGAAUUCUGUAAAUAAUGCUUCACAAUCAUUCCAGAACAAUCAGCUUUUCUCCCCAAGUGCAGGAAGAUCAUCUGAUGGGCGUCCACCACAUGCACUUGUCAAUUUUGGAUUUGGAGGAAAGCUUAUUGUUAUGAAGGAUGACAGUGGUUCUCUCCAGAGUUCAUCAUUUGGAAGUCAGAAUGGAACUGGAGGAAGCUAUAUCUCUGUCUUAAACUUGGCAGAAAUUAUUACUGGGAGUGCCUCUUAUUCAACUCUCGGGGAAAACUCUUUGAGCUACUUCAAUUGUCUGGAUCAACAAUCUAUUCCAGGUCCCUUGGUAGGAGGAAAUGCUGGAAGUAAAGACUUACAUAAGUGGCUUGAUGAGAAAAUUUUGAAUUGUGAAUCUUCCAACAUGGAUUUUUCAAGAGGGAAACUUUUAAAGAUGCUCCUUUCUUUGCUAAGAAUAUCUUGUCAGUAUUAUGGGAAACUCCGGUCUCCUUUUGGUACUGAUGCAUCGCAAAAGGAAACGGACUCUGCUGAAGCUGCCGUAGCUAAACUUUUUGCAAAUGCCAAGAAAGAUGGUGUACAAAAUGGUUAUGGUCCUAUUAGCCAAUGCUUACAGCAUUUACCACCUGAAUCACAAAUGCAAGUAAUUGCUUCAGAGGUUCAGACUCUUCUGGCUUCUGGUAGGAAGAUGGAGGCUCUCCAGUGUGCACAAGAAGGUCAUUUAUGGGGACCAGCACUUGUUAUCGCGGCACAACUUGGGCAACAGUUCUAUGUUGACACUGUGAAACAAAUGGCCCUUCGUCAGCUGGUUCCCGGGUCACCUUUACGAACAUUAUGCCUGCUGGUUGCAGGGCAACCAGCUGAAGUUUUCUCAACUGGAAGUACAAGUGAUCUCUCUUUUCCUGGUUCCAUAAAUGUGCAUCCACAGCAACCUCAGUUUGGAAGUACUAGCAUGCUUGACAGUUGGGAAGAAAACUUGGGUAUAAUAACUGCUAACAGAACAACAGAUGAUGAGCUUGUCAUUACUCAUCUUGGAGAUUGCAUGUGGAAAGAAAGGGGCGAGAUAAUUGCGGCGCAUAUUUGUUAUUUAAUUGCGGAUAAGAACUUUGAUCCAUACUCUGAAAGCGCCAGACUCUGCCUUGUUGGAGCGGAUCACUGGAAAUAUCCUCGAACAUAUGCAAGUCCAGAGGCUAUACAGAGAACAGAGUUAUAUGAAUACUCUAAGACGCUCAUUCCAAAACAACUCAUCGGGUUAUGA